AUGGUUAUCUCUGAAUCCUUAAUUUUCAACUAUUCCUUCAUCCCCAGCAGAGACAUGAGCAACACGAGGUGGGAGAACCAGAGCAGCGUGUCCGAGUUUCUCCUCCUGGGGCUCCCCAUCCUACCCGAGCAACGGGGGGUCUUCUUCGCCCUGUUCCUGGGCAUGUACUUGACCACGGUGCUGGGGAACCUGCUCAUCAUCCUGCUCAUCAGGCUGGACUCGCGCCUCCACACCCCCAUGUACUUCUUCCUCAGCCACUUGGCCUUCACUGACGUCUCCUUCUCAUCUGUCACUGUCCCGAAGCUGCUAGUGAGCAUGAGCACUCAGGACCUGUUGAUCUCCUAUCCAGGGUGUGUUUCACAGACAUAUUUUUUCAUAUUCUUUACUGACCUGGACAGCUUCCUCAUUACAUCCAUGGCCUAUGACCGCUACAUGGCCAUCUGCCACCCCCUACACUACACCACCAUCAUGAGCGAGGGGCUGUGUGCCUCACUAGUAGCUGCAUCCUGGGUCCUGUCCUGUGCCAACGCCCUUUCCCACACCCUCCUCCUGGCCCAGCUGACCUUCUGUGCUGACAACACCAUACCCCAUUUCUUCUGUGACCUUGGUGCCCUGCUCAAGCUCUCCUGCUCAGACACCUUCCUUAAUAUGUUGGCCAUGUUCACAGUAGGGGUGGUGGCCACCGCCCUGCCAUUUGUAGGUAUCAUGGUCUCUUAUGGCUACAUUGGGGCCACAAUUCUGAGAGUCCCAUCCACCAAGCGAAUCUACAAAGCUCUGUCCACAUGUGGCUCUCACCUCACUGUGGUUUGUCUGUAUUACGGGGCAAUGUUUGGCCAGUAUUUCUUCCCCACACUAAGCAGUUUCAUCAACAAGGACAUCAUUGCGGCUCUCAUGUACACAGUGGUCACGCCCAUGUUGAACCCCUUUAUCUACAGCCUCAGGAAUAGGAACAUCAAAGAGGCCCUCAGAAAACUCUUAAGUAGAGCUACAUUUUCCUCACAGUGA
Messenger RNA from Condylura cristata (star-nosed mole), 1005 nucleotides. Its product is annotated as olfactory receptor 1J2-like. The record is from RefSeq and is a predicted model, not a curated record. Gene Ontology annotation, cellular component: membrane. NCBI's taxonomy places the organism in Eukaryota, Metazoa, Chordata, Mammalia, Eulipotyphla, Talpidae. The coding region runs from base 1 to 1005 and encodes 334 amino acids. Gene Ontology annotation, molecular function: olfactory receptor activity; G protein-coupled receptor activity. The transcript has a single exon. Gene Ontology annotation, biological process: G protein-coupled receptor signaling pathway.